AUGCGACCGCCCGACCCAAGAGCACCGGAUCCACGGAGCCGCAGAGAGAUGCCGCCGGGAUCCCGACGGCUGAGGAGGAGGAGGAGGACUCCACAGGCAGUUGUUACUUUGGCAAAACGAGAGCGCCCGACGAGUUUCUGGCUGCUGCGUCUCGCGGAUCUGUGCAAUCUGUGUGUGCUUCGCGACGCCGCGGGUUCCGAAGAGCCUUACAGCAUUCGGCGGCACGGGAAGCGAGAGCGAUGGAUAGCCAAGAUUGUUUUCGUUGACGAGAUCCAAGAGAGACACACACACACACACGCAGCACCACCACUAUCACAUCUUUUUGAGACGGCCGAUGCGCCUGAGGAGCAAGAAGAAGAAGAAGAAGAAGCAAAGAGUAAGAAGAAGAAGAAGAAGAAGAAGAGGAAGGAGGACGAUCCAGUUACAUACUAUCAUCAUUCAUGA
Messenger RNA from Caenorhabditis sp. 36 PRJEB53466, 444 nucleotides. NCBI's taxonomy places the organism in Eukaryota, Metazoa, Nematoda, Chromadorea, Rhabditida, Rhabditidae. The record is from the annotation of a GenBank genome assembly.